Molecule: messenger RNA, 1677 nt
Organism: Sclerotinia borealis F-4128
Lineage: Eukaryota; Fungi; Ascomycota; Leotiomycetes; Helotiales; Sclerotiniaceae
Source: the annotation of a GenBank genome assembly
AUGUCUGGAAAUCGUCCAAGUCCCCCUCCCCUCACAAUCACAACAACGACUCUCGUGCCACCCACCAAUUUUAUUGCUGUCUCUUCUAAUUCAUCAAGUAGUGGUGCACAAUCUUCAAUAUCAAAUUCCACGUCCGCAACCACGUUAUCAGCGAUUUCCUUGAUCGGGAAAUCGGCACUACCGAUUUCGAGAGCGGGAUUGACGAGGAAAAUGACGGAGCUUGCGGGUACGGGCACGGGGAAGCCGAGGGGGUUCGAUUAUAUUGUUAUUGGCGGUGGAAGUGGCGGGAGUGCGACGGCGAGGAGAGCCGCAGGUCCGAGGGAAAAGGGGGGCUGGGGGAAGAAGGUACUCUUAGUGGAGGAGGGGAAGAGUGGGGGGACUUGUGUUAAUGUUGGCUGUGUCCCCAAAAAACACACCUGGAACUUCUCUUCCAUGUCCGAAGCCCUCCGCGCUAGCCAACACUACGGCUACGAAACACCCUCCAAUAUCCUCUUCAACUAUGCCACCUUCAAAGCCAAACGCGAUGCCAACAUCGCCUCUUUGAAUCGUGGUUACGAAGCCAACUGGGCGCGCGAGGGCAUCACCGUCGUACGCGGAAUCGCCAAAUUCAUCUCCCCGCAAACCAUCGCUGUUGCAUUGGAAGAUGGAAGCGGUGUUGAGACAUUUGAAGCCGAACAUAUCUGUAUAGCUACUGGGGGAAAACCCAUUGUACCCAAAAUUCCCGGAGCGCAGUACGGGAUUACCAGUGAUGGAUUUUUCGGGCUCGAGGAAUUGCCCAAGAAGAUUGCGGUGGUGGGGGCGGGAUAUAUUGCAGUGGAGAUGGCGGGAAUGUUGAAUGCUAUGGGGGGAAUUGAGGUACAUAUGUUUAUCCGUGGGGAUACAUUCUUGAGGAAAUUCGAUCCCAUGAUCUCCGAGACGAUGACGAGAACGUAUGAGGAGGCGGGGAUUGUGAUUCAUAGGAGGUAUAAGGAGUUUGCAAGGAUAGAGAUGUUUAAUGGGAAGAAGAUGAUGGAGGAGAAAGUGUUGAAUUUAAGGUCGGAUGGGGAUGAUGGGAAGGGAUUAGUGGUUAAUGAAGUUUUGUGGGCGGUGGGCCGGAGUCCCGAGACGGAAGCGUUGGAUUUAGGGGUUGUGGGAGUGCAAACGGAUGAGAGGGGGUAUGUUAGGGUGGAUGAAUUCCAAAAUACAAGUGCGGGGGGUAUAUAUGCGUUGGGAGAUGUGACGGGUCAAUUGGAACUCACACCUGUAGCCAUAGCAGCCGGUCGCCUACUCUCCAACCGACUAUUCGGAUCGCCGCAAUUCGCAGAGUCCGCGCUCUCCUACAACCUCAUCCCAACCGUCGUCUUCGCGCACCCAGAAGUCGGCACGAUCGGGCUGACGGAACCUGAAGCGCUGCAAAAAUACGGGGCUGGCAAUCUCCACGUCUAUCACACGAAGUUUGCGGCCAUGUUUUAUGAUUUCUUCCCCGCGGAAGACAAGGUACAUGCGCCGACCGAGUUUAAAAUUAUUUGUGAGGGGGAGGAGGAGAGGAUUGUGGGGUUGCAUUUGAUAGGGUUGGGGGUAGGGGAGAUGUUGCAGGGGUUUGCGGUGGCCGUUAAGAUGGGGGCGAGGAAGAGGGAUUUUGAUGCCUGUGUGGCGAUUCAUCCGACGAGUGCGGAGGAGAUUGUUACGAUGAAGUAG